UACCUGAAAUUAGUUGAGCUAUAUUCUCCAGUCGCCAUAAGUUCCGAUGAGUUUCGACGUUUUCGUGCCAAGUUUUGUUUAGUUGUUGUAUAAUAAGAAAAGGUUCUCGUGAAAUUUCACAUCACAAAAGUGUUUUGCUGCUUCCUGAAUAUUUAGCCCGUCCAAACGGACUGUGGCCCUUAAAACUGUUUGGAAUGCGCUAGCAAGCCAUUGCUAGAGUGAGAGACGGUUUAAAAAUGCAAAAUUGGAGUCAAUGGCAAUUGUCAGCUGGUGCUGUCGCUACUCCAAUGCCACAACCACCAGUUGGUUAUGCUGCGCCAGGAGCAGAUCCUAUGGCUAUGAUGCAAGCAUAUAUGCAGUAUUAUAAUCAGCCUGCACCUAGCGGAUACACAGCAGAACAAUGGGCUGCAGCUCAACAACAAAACUGGACUCAGUGGCAGCAAUGGCAGCAACAAUAUCAACAGUGGCAGGCACAAUAUGGAGAGAAGUAUCGAACAAUGAAACACAUGUCAACCCAGAAUAUGAGCUUAGCCAAUCAGAUGCCUCAAUUACCAAUUGUACAACCCCCACCACCUCUUCCGAAAGAGGAUACGAAACCACCAUUACCUCCAACUACUAUGAACACAUAUCAAUUUACAAGCAUGCCUCCGCCGCAUCAAAAUAAUCUUCCAUUAUUUCCUGUUAAGCAAAACGCGAAUACUCCAAUGCAACAAACGAAUAUACAAAAUUGCCCUCAGAAUCCUCCUUUACCUCCAAAUCAGCCACCAUUACCUCCUGAAAAUAGCAAUAUUAGUAAAGAAAAUAAUUUAAAUGGUAAACGCAAUAAUAACAUUGAUAGUGAAUCUAAUAGUGUUAAAAAGUUGAAAGUCGAAGAUGAAGAAUUAACUGAAGCAGAGAAAACAUUUGACGCUCAAUUUAAACAGUGGGAGGAGCAAUUUAAUAAGUGGAAACAGCAAAAUGCUAAUCAUCCAGAUAAGACUCAAUAUAAACAAUAUGAAGCAAAAUGGACAUCUUGGCGAGAGAAGCUUAUCGAAAGACGUGAACAAAUGCGUAGAAAACGUGAACAACAAAAGCAAACUACUGUCAAAACAGAUGUCGAAAAGAAUAAAAAUUUGCCUGGUGAUGAUAAGAUAUUGAAUAUUUUGUCUAGCACUGAAAAUCAAGGAUUGAUUAACAAUUUAUUAGGAAUUGGAAAAACUCUUGGUUUAACUGGAAAACAAAAUAGUAAUGUACCUCCACCGCCACCGCCACCGCCACCACCAGCUACAGAAACAAUAACAUCCAAUGUUCAAACAGCGGCUACUAUAACAUCAUCUUCUCAAACAGUUUCACAGGCAUCAACUGCUCAGUUACCAGUUAUGAAUAUGAUAUCUUCUAACGUAAUGACUUCGUCACCUUGGAAUUCUCAGCAAUGGGCAUCGCAAUAUAAUACAGGAGUACCUAAUUUUCCUAAUUUUCAAACUAUGACCGGGGUACCUCCACCUCCAUUCAGUAUGCCGCCAAUUCAGAUGCCACCCCCAAACUUUACGCAACCACCACCAAAUUUUCCUGCUGUACCAAAUUUUUCUCAGCCACCUCCGGGUUUUGUUAACAAUGAUUCACGACAGAAUCAUAAUGUACGGCCACCGAUUCCACCUAUGCAAGGAAGGCCAUCUCCGUUUGGUUUGAAUGCUGGUAAUGUUCCAGAUGGGAAUUCGAUACAUAACGAACGUCAGAAUCAAGCUGGUCCUAUAAAUAAUUUCGAUUCUGCGGGCCAUAUAAAUAAUUUUAGUGUAAAUGAUCCUAUUCGACAAAAAGGUGUACCGACAGAACGUUUCGGUUCGGAUGGUAUUAACGAUCAACAAACUAAACAAUAUCGGUGCAAUGAUAUGUUUAAUCAACGAAAUGAAAAUUAUAAAUUAAACGGUGAAUGUGUAUCCGAAAAUGAUCAAUUUAGAAGAGAAGAUAGAAAUUAUCAAGAACGUGGGAACAAUCAGUUUAAUCAACAGAAGAUGAAUUUGAACAACGAUAGAUUUGUUUCCGGAAAUGAUCGGUUUGGGCCAGGAAACAAUCGAUUCGGUAUAACUAAUGAUAGAUUUGGAUCUGGAAAUGAUCGAUUUGGAAUGCCAGAUGAUCGAUUUGGAUCUGGAGACAACAGAUUCAUUGCUGGAAAUGAUAGAUUUGGAAGUGAUAGGAUUGGAGGACAAGGAAAUGAAUCUCUUAAUGAUCGUUUCGGAUCAAACAACGAUCGAUUUGGUCCAAAUAACGAACCUUAUGGUCCUGGAAGUGAUAGAUUUAAUAGGAAUAAUAUAGAUCGUUUUGAACAAAAAGAUGUAGGAGAUAAUAGGCGCGAUAAUUUUCAAAAUGCUUCAAGAGGUUUCAACAGGAAUAAUAAUCAAUUUGAAUCACCACCCGAUAAAUUUGCUCUAGAAUUGAAAAAACUUAUGGAAAAAAGAAGAGCUGCAAUAGAUAUAUUCAAACCCAGUUAUCUUGAUUCUGAUAAAAGUAGUAAUGUUGGUUCAUUAAGUGAAAGUUUCAAGAAAAUUACAGGUGAUUCUCCAUUCAUAAAAUCUGCUGGAAAUCAAAAUUUUGGGCCUCGUGGACCUUCCAAUUUCGGACCAAGUGGACAAGGUAACUUUAGAAUGGCUGGAGAUUUUAAAUUUCAAGGAAAUCCCGAAUUUGGAUCACGUGGUACUACAGGAAUUGGACGCAACAACUCUUUCGAUUCACGGGAUGCUUCAACUGGAAUAACUUCAUUCAAAGGACCGAAUUUUAGUCCACAGCAAGUACAAGAUUUUAUAAAUACCGAAUCAAGACCAAAUAUGGCGAAUCUUGAAACCGAUACAAAUGCGAAUAAUGAAAAUAAAACUGAAUCUAUCACUGUAACAGAACAUAGUGAUAUAAAUAAUUCUAAAUCGAGCGAUCAAAACGUCGAUAAUACGCAAAAGGAGGAUACAGAGAAUCAUUCGGUUCAAAAGGAUAUCUUAUUGUUAGAAAAACCACCUUGGGUUGACUCUCAACUUUCUGAAGAUAAUUUGUUGCAAAAGGAUAACAUUAAGAAAGAAGAAAUUCCAUCUGGUAAAUAUGACUCCUCUGAACAGAAUCUACAGAAUACGUUUAAAGAACAAACAGAAGUAAAACAAGAAUUAUCUAAUAAAGAUGGUGAUGAUAAUGAAAAAAAAUCGGAAGUAUUACCUUUUAUGGGAGAAAACGAUCCAAAACCGGAAGAUUUAAAUAUGGAACCGCCACCUGAAUUACCUAAUUUGGGCCCUAUUUCUACUUCUAACGAACUUAAUAAUGAUUCUCUACAACGAACAGACGAAUCGUACGAGACAAAGGAAUCUUCUUUAAAAUCGUUCCCAAACAAUCCAAAUCCUGAAUGUUUUGAUCCUAGAGGACCAUUCGUUUCAACAUUCGGACCAAGAGGAAUGCAAUUUAGACUAAAUGCACCUUUCUUGAGUCCCAAAAGUCCUAAUGACAUUAGAUUUCCUAUAUUUGAGCCAUUUAAUUCUUCUGGUCCAAAUUCGUAUCCAUUAGGCUCCCGAGGAUCUAGCGAUGGACAAUUUGGUCCAAGAGGUUCUAAUAAUGGACAAUUUGCUCCUCGAGGUCCUGAUGGACAAUUUGGUCCUAGAGGUGGCAAUGAUGGAAUAUUUGGUUCAAAAGGUUCUAAUGAUGGGUUAUUUGGACCUAGAGUUGAUAAUCAAUUGGGUUUAAAACCUCCUAAUAAUGUACAGUUUGGUCCUAGAUCUUCGAAUAUUGGACAAUUUGGUCCGAGAUACGAUGGCCAGUUAGAUUUAAGAAGACCUAACGAUGGACAAUUUGGGCUUCAAGGACUGAAUAAUAGGCCAUUUGUUCCCGGUAGACCAAAUGAUCCAUUAUUUGAUAAUCGAAAUCCCUGUGAUUUACAGUUCACGCCUAGAGGACCUAGUGAAGGACAGAUUAGAUUUUCAGGACCCAAUGAUAGGCUUUUUGGUUCGCGACGCAAUGAUUCAUCUUAUCAACGAAGUUCAAAUAAUUCGAAAGCAAUAAAUGACGGAUUAUUUCCAAAUAGAUUUAAUGAAAAACAAUUUGAUAAUUCUACCGAUGGAUGUUUUGUUGUCCGAUCUUCAAAUGAUACGUACUUGGGUCUACGAGGUCCACUUAAUAAUUCGAAUGAUAAUUCUUUUCAAUCUCGGGGUCAAGGUGACAGAUUUUUUGAUAAUAGACAAAUUGAUGUUAGGGGAAUUGAAGAAAUUAGAUCGAAAAGAUCACUCGACAACAAUUCUGAUUCUAAAAUUCACGGUAGUUCGGAAGUAAGUGGAGGAGGAACGUUUGAUAAUAAUGAAAAAAUAUCGAUCGAUGAAAAUAUGCAGCAGGGAAAAUUUGAUUCUAACGAUACGCAGAAUCCAGGAUGGAGGCAAAUAUAUUCGAAGAAUAGUUUUGGAGAUAUCGAUCAAAGAUCCGGACGAGGCUAUCCUGACAAAUCUUUGCUUGGUCAAAAUGAAACGUUCAAUCAAAAUAUAGGGAAUAAUAUAGAACGACGAUCUCCUUCGGGUGGAAAUAAAUGUAACAUUCCUGAUAGAAGAUUAGAAAGAGAUAAUCGACAAUCUCAAAUUAGAUGUUCGACUGUGAAGGAAUUUUAUAUAGAGAAGCAGUUUAAUUACAAUCAUGGCGGGGCCGGCGGUGAAAAAAAAUUUAUCGAGCAUAUACCUGCUAAAAUAAUUGACUAUGCUCAUACUUCUCGAUCAUCGAUUCAAGAUCAUUUAACUCCUGUGCAAUGCUUUGAUUAUGGACAUGGUAAUUUGAAACCAUUAGUGCCAGAAAAUGAGGUACAACCAAAAAAAGAUUUCAGAAAUUGGGAAGAGAAUGAGCAAAAUUUGAAAGAAUAUACCGAGAGAAUAAAGAAUUACGAAUAUCAUGCGGGUAAGACAGAAUUUAACCGAUUACAAGGAGAUUACAAGCAAAGAAGAAAUAGCGAAGAAUUUAUAGAUGAUAGAAAAUUUGAAAGAGGAGAACGCAAAGAAAAAGAAGAAUAUAAAGGAAAAGAACGCGAAGAUAGGAUAUUAUUGAUCAUACAAAAUCUGAGAAAGAUCAAGAUAAUCGGUAUGACAAGAAUUCUACUAAAGAGAGAACGCGGGAAAGAUGUGAAACUUCUCAAAAGGAAAUGAAUAAAGAAAAUGAUAAAGAAGAAGACAGAUCGAAAGGAAAUAUAAACUGGCAGGAGAAUUCAAA
Apis florea (little honeybee) is the source of this 5190-nucleotide messenger RNA. RefSeq lists its product as uncharacterized. Lineage: Eukaryota; Metazoa; Arthropoda; Insecta; Hymenoptera; Apidae. The record is from RefSeq and is a predicted model, not a curated record. Gene Ontology annotation, cellular component: nucleus. Gene Ontology annotation, biological process: regulation of telomere maintenance.